Messenger RNA from Octopus bimaculoides (California two-spot octopus), 3855 nucleotides. RefSeq names its product protein fem-1 homolog CG6966. Gene Ontology annotation, molecular function: protein binding. The record is from RefSeq and is a predicted model, not a curated record. Lineage: Eukaryota; Metazoa; Mollusca; Cephalopoda; Octopoda; Octopodidae.
ACACAAGUGAAACACCAUGAAUAUAACGUAUCCAGCACUACAAGAUUCAGUUUGCUCUUCCCAUUUAUUGUCUGGACGGAAGUUCGAUGUCUCGAAACUGUCUGGACGAAGAAAAAUUGCUAGUCUGUUGACAGAGUUCAUCCGACAGAAUAAUGUUGCCAAAGUGAAAAAUACGUUGAACGUAUACAACAUGAAACAAAGAUAUAUGAUCGUGUCACUGAAAAUAAACGGCUGUCCUUUAAUUUUUACGGCAUCGCAUGCAGGUAACAUAAGUCUCGUCAACUAUUUCCUCGAUCAAUGUGAUGCCAACAUCGAACAACGUGGAACAUAUGUUGGAAUGAAAUGCACACCGCUAUGGAUCGCUGCACUUCGGAAUCAUUUCUACGUGGUGGUUGCAUUGGUCGACCACGGUGCUGAUAUCAAUACGCAAGCAAGUUCUGGCAAAAGCGCCGUCAGCAUUAGCUGUCGAAACGCUAAGAUUGUUAAGUAUCUCAUUCAACAAGGUGCCGACAUUGAUUUGCCAGAUGCCAGAGGUCGCACAUGUUUAAUGUAUUCGGCCCCACAUUUGAACAUAUGUCGUCGCUUGUUGUCUCUCGGAGCAAAUGUUAACAGAGUUGAUCAUAAGGGGCAGGACGCUCUCCAUUUCGCAAUAAAACGAGGGCAGUUAAAAACAGUGGAUUUAUUUGUAAGACAUGAAAGUAAUCUUUUGAGGAAAGAUAAUCACGGGAUAACACCUUUGGAGUUUGCAGCUAUCCAUAACAAACCGGAUAUUUUGGAAUAUCUAAUCUCCACAAAUCAGUACGGUAGAGAAUCUAUAAUAUCAGCUUAUGAACUGUUGGGCAGCCAGUUUGCAAUGGAUUAUCACUUGACUUAUAAUGCAGAACAGGUGAAGAUAUGGUGGUUUAGAGCCCUAGAAAUGAGCUACGGAGACACAACUCAGACACCAAUCAUCAAGCAUUUAUCCACUCAUCAAAGACUGGUCACUAAUUUUAUCGGGGAAGAAUUUACAAGCUGUGACUUCUUGAAUCAAAUUUUACACGAUGUGAACUCAAUAUGGACUCAAGGUCUAUUGGUGCAGUCACGGAUACUGGGACCCAGACAUCCGACUGUCAUCAAAUCAUUCAUGAGAAAAACGUGUUUUCAUAUUAAUCGUACUGACUUUCAUUCUAGUUUGCAAUUAUUAUACUGUCUGUUGAUUUUCUUCGAACAGUUCGCGGACCCAUUACAAAACGAUAUCCUUGAUGUUGUAGGAACGUUCAGUUCCAUCUUGAUGCACACGGUAUUAGCAAAUAAUUCCAGCACUUACUAUAUUUUCCGCAUAUUCCAUUGCUUCGUCAAAUACGUUAGCUAUAAUAUAAUUCCUUACUUGAAGAAAUAUGGUCGGAAUUUAACGUUCCACAAAAUACCAGAUUUUGAACGUUUUUUAGUUGAAAUUCUCGACUUACUUGAAUUCAUAUUGAACUUUCCGUUGCCCGAUUGUCAAGCAAGCGAGAUUGAAAACAGUCUAGGUGAACUCUUACGCCAUCAUCCACGUGGUAUGAACCAUAUAACGCUACUACAACUAUCAAUCCGAAUGUAUCGCACUGUCAGUGUAGUUGAAAUGCUUCUGCGAUGCGGUGCGGACGUGAAUGCCAUUGACAACGAAGGCAACACCGCGAUACAUUACGCUAUUCUGUAUCCUUCACAACACCAAAUAGAAAUAUUGUCCUCUUUACUUCAAUACGGAUGCCAUGUGGAUAUUGUCAACAAUAAUGGCUAUUCUGCACUGGAAUAUCUUCAGCAUUGCAGAUUAAUAACCAGCUCUUUGAAAUACUGUACGCUUCAGUGCAUUUGCGCCAGAAUCAUCCGUGAACACAACGUCAACUACAAACACAUACUGUCAAAAGAUUUGGCAUAUUUCGUAGAUAAGCAUGUUGAACGGAAGUUCGAUGUCUCGAAAUUGUCUGGAAGAAGAAAACUUGCUAAACUGUUGACUGAAUUCAUCAGAGACAAUAAUGUUUCCAAAGUGAAAACUACGUUGAAGAAAUACAACUUGAAACAAAGAUAUAUGAUCAUCUCAUUGAAAGUAAACGGCUGUCCACUGUUUUUCACGGCGUCAGAUGUAGGUAACGUAAGUCUUGUUAAUUAUUUCCUCGAUCAAUGUGAUGCCAACAUUGAACAACGUGGAACAUAUGCUGGAAUAAAAUGUACACCACUUUGGAUCGCAGCACUUCGAAAUCAUUUCUACGUGGUGGUUACUUUGGCUAAACGCGGUGCUGACAUCAAUACGCAAGCAAGUUCUGGCAAAAGUGCCAUCAGCAUCAGCUGUCGAAAUUCUAAGAUUGUUAAGUUUCUUGUACAGCAAGGUGCCAAUGUUGACUUACCAGACGCAAGAGGCCGCACAUCUCUAAUGUGUUCGACAGAACACUUGAUCAUAUGUCGUCGCUUGUUGUCUCUCGGAGCAAAUGUUAACAGGGUUGACCAUAAGGGUCAGGACGCUCUCCAUUUCGCAAUAAAACGAGGGCAGUUAAAAACAGUGGAUUUAUUUGUAAGACAUGGAACUGAUCUUCUGAGGAAAGAUAAUAACGGCACAACACCUUUGGAGUUUGCAGCUAUCCAUAACAAACCGGAUAUAAUAGAAUUUCUAAUCUCCACAAAUCAGUACGGUAGAGAAUCUAUAAUAUCAGCUUAUGAACUGUUGGGCAGCCAGUUUGCAAUGGAUUAUCACUUGACUUAUAAUGCAGAACAGGUGAAGAUAUGGUGGUUUAGAGCCCUAGAAAUGCGCUACGGAGACACAACUCAGACACCAAUCACUAAAGAUUUACCAAGUUAUCAAAGACUGGUCACUAAUAUUAUCGGAGAAGAAUUUACAAGCGUUGAUAAUUUGAACCAAAUUUCACACAAUGCGAAUGCAAUGUGGACUCAAGGUCUAUUGGUGCAGUCACGAAUAUUGGGUCCCAGACAUCCGACUACGAUCAAAUCACUAAUGAGGAAAAUAUGCUUCCACAUAAAACGGUGUGAAUUCCAUGAGAGUAUACAAUUAUUAUACUGUCUGUUGAGCUUCUGUAAAUAUUUCUCUGAUCCCCUUCAGAACGAUAUCCUUGAUGUGAUAGAAACGUUCACAUCGAUUUUAAUGCACACAAUAUUAACAAACAACACCAGCACCCAUCAUUUAUCUCCUAUUUUCCAUUGCUUCAUCAAUUACGUAUGUUCACAUGUCAUUCCAUACCUGAAACAACAAGGAACAACGAUAAGCAAUCAAAAAGUACCCGAUUUGGAACGUCUUCUAAUUGAAAUUCUGGAUUUGCUUGAAUUAGUUUUGAACUAUCCCCUAGAUGAAUUACAUUCAAAAGAAAUCGAAAGCAGUUUAGUGGAACUCAUAAGUCAUCGCCCACGUGGAAUGAACCAAAUAAGUCUGCUGCAACUUUCAAUUCAAAUGUACCAUCCUCUUAAUGUAGUUGAAAUGCUUCUGAAAUGCGGUGCAGACGUGAAUUCCAUUGACAACGAAGGCAACACCGCGAUCCAUUAUGCUAUUCUGUAUCCUUCGCAAUAUCAGACAGAAAUAUUAUCUUGUUUACUGCAAUAUGGAUGUCAUGUUGAUAUCGUCAACAACAAUGGUUAUUCUGCACUAGAAUAUCUCCAGCUUUGCAAAUUGGUAUCCAACCCUUUGAAAUACUGCACGCUUCAGUGCAUUUGUGCCAGAAGCAUUCGUAAACACAACGUAAACUACAGGCAUGUACUGUCAAAAGAACUGGUAUAUUUCGUUGAUAAGCAUGGCUAAGUACUACUGUUUGCAGUAAAUUUUCUAAUUAAUAAAUAAAAUUGUCUUAAACGUUUGUAAUAAAGGAUUACAAACAAAUAAAAGAGCAAUCGUGA